AUGGCGGCUAGUCAGCAGUUAAUCAAGCCUCAUCCUAUGUGUGGUAAUUCCUUGGUAACUCAUCUGAGCUUUGCAGACGAUCUCCUCGUGUUUUUUGAUGGAUCUGAAGACUCUUUGGCUGCAAUACUGGAAGUUCUUGAUCAGUUCAAGUCAAUAUCAGGAUUGGGAGUCAACCUUACAAAAACAUGUCUAUUCUUGGAUGGAAACAACCGAAUGGGCAUUACGGAUAUGGCUUCAAGACAUAACCUCCUCCAUGGCUCGUUGCCGGUUAGAUAUCUUGGUGUUCCUCUCAUUACUCAUAAACUCACUGCAACAGAUUAUCAGCCCUUGAUCGACAAGGUUAAAAGUCGGAUAAUGGGGUGGACACAUCGACAUCUCUCCUUCGUUGGCAGGCUGCAACUUCUUCAGUCAGUCAUAAACAGCACAAUCAACUUCUGGGCAUCCAUCUUUCUACUUCCGAGUAAAUGUAUUGAUGAAUUGGAGAGGCUUCUUUUCUCUCAAGCUGAUUCUCUAUGGGUAUCAUGGAUUAAAGCUCACUUGAUCAGGGGUAGAAGCUUCUGGACGGCUGAUUUCAGACUAUCUGGAAGCUGGAUUUGGAGGCGACUGAUAAAACUUCGGUUACUAGCAAGGCCUUUUGUUUACUGUGAGAUUGUCUCAGGCCAGGAUGCAUUGUCUCAGCCCACUGAUUGA
Camelina sativa (false flax) is the source of this 690-nucleotide messenger RNA. RefSeq lists its product as uncharacterized. The record is from RefSeq and is a predicted model, not a curated record. Lineage: Eukaryota; Viridiplantae; Streptophyta; Magnoliopsida; Brassicales; Brassicaceae.